AGCUUCCCAGGCUCAACAACCCCUCAUGGUCUCCCAGCCCAGCUCAGCAGAAGGCACUGAAGGCGGUUCCGUCACCUUGCACUGUUCGUACAACUCCACCUCAGAGCCCAAGGUUGGGAGCUUCCGGUGGGUGAAGGAGCCAGGGGUGGAGGUCAGAAAGACCACCCGGGAAUUCAUGGGAAGGGUGAGUCCGACCUCGGAGCAGGGCUUCCUCUUGGAGAGAAGAGCCGACAUAGAGAUACGGGAUCUGAGACAUUACGACUCAGGGGUGUACCGAUGCAUGGUGAAGAUCCCUGGAUUCCAGGAGACGUCAGGGAACGGGACUGAGCUUCGCGUGCUUAAAGAAGACCUGAAAGGAUCUAAUUCUGCACCACAAGGGGAUACCAUGGUCCUCAUAUGGCUUCUCCUGCGUGCCGUCCUCUGUGCCUUUGGAAUUACAACCACUGCUUUGGUGACACGUCUUUAUUAUGGGAAUAAAUGUGAGUAA
This is a messenger RNA of Lacerta agilis (Sand lizard), 487 nucleotides long. Its product is annotated as natural cytotoxicity triggering receptor 3-like. The coding region runs from base 26 to 487 and encodes 153 amino acids. Gene Ontology annotation, biological process: immune response-activating cell surface receptor signaling pathway; positive regulation of natural killer cell mediated cytotoxicity. The record is from RefSeq and is a predicted model, not a curated record. Lineage: Eukaryota; Metazoa; Chordata; Lepidosauria; Squamata; Lacertidae. The transcript is spliced from 2 exons.